CAACGUGCGCCGAGCGCCGCUAUCGUUUGUCCUUGAAAACUAGUGUCCGGAAGCUUCUGUACGGAGAAGAAAAAUAAACAGUUUAGCAGUUGAAAUUUUGACUCAAAAUUUCAGGAUGGUUCAGAAAAAACGAUUGAUGAAAGACGCCAAACAACUCGGCAAUUUUCUUGAAUGCUUAAAAGUUCGUAUAAAGCGUAAGAAUUUACUGCUAACGAAAUUCAACACGCUAUUUAGUAAACAAGUUUUUCAUCACAUGUUACAAACAAGUCCCGGCUACGACUUCAAAUACAUCCACGGAUUUCUCUACAUGAACCGGAUGCUGUUCAUAGAAGUUUUGUCAUCUCCAAAAAUCGACAGCUUGUCAACCGAAGAAUUAGGACUAAAAUGUCAGAAGGAAAAUCUCAAGUUUCGGAAGUACCGAAUUCGAAAGGACGACAUGCGGUUCUGGGAGUCGGAGAUCAGAGAAAUAUUUCUUAAAAAAAUGGAGGAGCGAGGCAUCCAGGUGCCGGCAUAUUUAUCAUCUUUGAGUCCUUCCAAGAUCUUUGCUAGUAGCUAUAAUGCGGACAGGAAGAAAGUAGCAAUGUCUAAUGCAUCGACUUCCAGCAUCGAAUAUCUCAACAGUGAUGGAGUUAGCAUUGAUGAGACAAAUCUGAGCAAUACCACAAUUGAUCUGGACAUGAAAACUGAAUUUAGUGAUGGUUUUGAGAUGCACCCUCAUCAUGGCGUUGAUAAUGGAAUCGAGUUUCAUCCCAAUCUUGAUUCAGGGACCAAAACUUGUACCGUUGUUGACAUCGGGGUUCAAACUGACCCUGGCAUCUUUGUCCAGUUUAAUAAUUCUGGUAGCGGGUCCCUUCCCAACGUAAACAUCAAUUUUUCCUUCCAAUUCGAUCCGGACAGCAGCAGGGCUGGCUUGAGCAGUGGUAACUCCACGAAUUUAAGGAUCUCUUCGAACCUUGAGGAGAGAACUGGAAGCGGUGAAAUGAAAGUGGAAAUAUAACAAAAAAAACAAUUUGAAGAGUCUCUUUGUCAGGAAAAUCAGUCAAACUCGUUUGAGCAGUUUGGUUUUCUGUUC
This is a messenger RNA of Venturia canescens, 1072 nucleotides long. RefSeq lists its product as uncharacterized. Lineage: Eukaryota; Metazoa; Arthropoda; Insecta; Hymenoptera; Ichneumonidae. The transcript is spliced from 5 exons. The coding region runs from base 116 to 997 and encodes 293 amino acids. The record is from RefSeq and is a predicted model, not a curated record.